Carcharodon carcharias (great white shark) is the source of this 1680-nucleotide messenger RNA. Its product is annotated as biotinidase-like. The transcript has 3 exons. The record is from RefSeq and is a predicted model, not a curated record. NCBI's taxonomy places the organism in Eukaryota, Metazoa, Chordata, Chondrichthyes, Lamniformes, Lamnidae. Gene Ontology annotation, molecular function: hydrolase activity, acting on carbon-nitrogen (but not peptide) bonds, in linear amides. The coding region runs from base 49 to 1620 and encodes 523 amino acids.
AGUCCACUGCUGCAACUUAUUGUUGCACUGAAACAUCUAGAUUCAGGCAUGGGGGCAUUUUGCUUGAGGUGGCUGUUGGUGUGGCAAUGCUUUUUAAUCCCAGUAUGGGGGCUGGAUUUUUACAAAGCGGCGGUCUAUGAACAUCCGACAGUCCUGCGGCUAAACUUAACAAUCCCUUCCACACGUGAGGGGGCACUGAGGCUUAUGCAGAAAAACCUGGACAAAUACCAAGAGCAAGUUCAUGAAGCAAGCAAACAGGGAGUUAAGAUAAUUGUAUUUCCAGAGGAUGGUCUCCAUGGCUUUCAGUUCAAUUCCAGAGCUUCUAUGUUUCCAUAUUUGGAGCCUAUUCCAGAUCCUAAUGUUGUUCAAUGGAAUCCCUGUCUGCAGCCAACAGAAUAUAAUGGUACAGAGGUCCUUUAUCAACUGAGCUGUAUGGCAAGAAAUGGCAAUAUGUACUUGAUUGCAAACAUGGGGGAAAGACAAGCCUGUGAGCUUAGUGACCCUCAGUGUCCAGCAGAUGGAAGAUAUCAAUUUAACACAAAUGUGGUUUUUGAUGCUGAAGGCACUCUCAUAGCCAAAUACCAGAAAUGGAAACUUUUCAGAAUAGAAAUUUAUUAUAACAAACCUAAGACAGUGCAGCAUGUCAUCUUUAAUACGCCUUUUGCUGGAAAAUUUGGCAUCUUUACUUGCUUUGAUAUAUUGUUCUAUGAGCCAGCAGUAAGUUUAAUUGAGCAUUAUGGUGUAAAACAAAUUGUAUUUCCCACAGCCUGGAUGAACAAGUUGCCACUCUUAUCUGCAAUAGAGUUUCAUCAAGCAUUUGCCUCUGCAUUCGGUAUCAACCUUCUAGCAGCCAAUCAGCAUCAUCCUGAAUACAAUAUGACAGGAAGUGGCAUCUACACUCCUUUAGGUUUCCCCUAUUACUACAACGCGAAGAGCAGUGAAGGAAAACUUCUUGUGGCCAAGGUCCCUAUAAUUACAUCCAUUAAAGAUCACAGCCCAGAACACUCUAAGUCUCAGGGGACAUCAGCUUUUCUUCAGAGGAACAGUCAUAAUGAACUUUCUGUCCUUCAGCAGCAGAAGGUGGGAGUAAAGCUGGAACAAACUGACCCAUUGAAACAUCCUACACUGUCCCACAUGGAUAAUCCUGGAGAUACCUUUCAUGCUUCAAUGAUGUCUGAUAAUUAUACAUUUAUUCCUUUGACAGGUGUGCAAGGUAACCAUCAAGUCUGUUCCAACAACCUCUGUUGCCAUGUAGCCUAUGAACAUGCUAACACACCCAGUAAUCUAUAUGCUUUAGGAGCCUAUGAUGGGCAUCACAGAGUAAAUGGCAGUCGCUACCUGCAAGUGUGUGCCUUGGUGAAGUGUGCGGGCUCUAAAUAUGACACCUGUGGACAAGGUGUUACAAAUGCUACCGAUAUCAUAGACUUUAAGUUGUGGGGGAAUUUCAGCACACGCUAUAUUUUUCCAGAAAUAUUGGCUAGUGAAAUGAAACUUUAUCGUGCAGAUAGCAGAGGGUGGGAUAACAAUGAUUUUUAUAUGACGAAGAAGGGGAUGUCAGCAGGUCUUGUGACUGCAGCACUCUAUGGAAGAUGGUACGAGAAAGAUAACUUAUCUAAAUAAUAAAAACAUAAGACUCCAGAUGCUGGAAAUCUGCAAUAAAAACUCCCUUUCUUCGAAACA